Molecule: messenger RNA, 1796 nt
Organism: Selaginella moellendorffii
Lineage: Eukaryota; Viridiplantae; Streptophyta; Lycopodiopsida; Selaginellales; Selaginellaceae
Product: serine carboxypeptidase 24
Exons: 11
Coding region: 441-1742 (433 amino acids)
Biological process (GO): proteolysis
Molecular function (GO): serine-type carboxypeptidase activity
Source: RefSeq, a predicted model, not a curated record
CCUUGCUUAUUUGCUUAUUGCAUAAUGUUACCCUAGCGCCUUCGUUUCUCUCAAUCAUCGGAUAGUACUCUUCGCAGUUUUGACACAGCCGGCGCCUUCAUCUGGCAGCUUCCAGCCCCCCGGGCAAGGAUGCAGAAUUGGUGAGAAUAUCGUUAGCGGAAUGCACUCAGCUCAGAGUACAUCGCUUGUCAAGAUGGGGAUUCCUUGUCAGCAUGAACAAGGCAUUUCUUCGAGGAUGAAAGCACGUCAGAAGAACAGACUCAGAAGUGAACCUUUCACGAGUUGCGGAAGUCUCCAAAUUUGAAAGAUGUUUUGAAUUCAGCUCCAGACCCGGCUCCAGACCAGACGGCAAGAAGAGUUUGAUCCAACACGGUUUGUUGACUAUAAGGAUUGCGCAAACGUGACAAUGAAGAGGGAAGCUUCAUCCACUCGUGAGAGCUAUGAGGACAUGGAUUCAUCUUCUUCUUGUGCUCCUCCAGGUUGCAUUGGCAUUGGCUGCAGACCCUUCGCACCUUGUGCAAGGGCUUCCUGGGCAACCAGAAGUUGGAUUUAAGCAGUACGCAGGUCAAAUUGAGAUAAACGCCACAGCUGGACGUGCACUGUUCUACUGGUUCUUCGAAGCAGAUCACCCAAAUGCGUCUUCCUUGCCGUUGGUAUUAUGGCUCACUGGAGGACCGGGAUGUUCAUCCAUUCGCUCUGGAGCUCUUGGAGGGACUGGUCCAUUCAGCACAAAUGACUCAGGCACUGGGCUCGUUCGCAAUCCAUACUCUUGGAAUAAAGCUGUGAAUAUCAUCUGUUUGGAGACCCCUUAUAAUACCGGUUUCUCAUAUACAAACUUGCUUUCUGAUGGGGGAAAUUACACAGACAAUCAAACAGCCAGCGAUACUUUGCUGUUUCUGCUCGAAUUUCUCACAAAGUUCCCUGAGUAUAAACAGAAUGACUUCUUCAUUGCUGGAGAAAGCUUUGCAGGACAUUACAUACCAACGUUGGCAUCGCAAAUCAUUUCACAUAAUGAGCAAAAUGGAAAUCGUAUCAACCUGAAGGGGUUUGCUAUUGGUAAUCCUGCCACGGACGUCGACUAUGACGGUCCUGGUGACAUUGAGAACUUGUACUCGCAUUCAAUCAUUUCUGAGGAGCUUUACCAAGAAGAGAAGACCUACUGCAGGAGGAAUGAUGACGAAUCAAUAGCGAGAUGUAGAAAUGCUACCUCCCAGAUCCUGAACCUGAUUGCCUACAUUAGUCGUUACAACAUCUAUGCACCAGCAUGCAACUUACUUUCAGGACCAGAUGACGAGGCUUGCCUUGAUUCUGUGACACCUUAUCUCAACCGCCAGGAUGUUCAAGCCGCCUUGCACGUCGAGACGAGACCAGUUCGGUGGCAGCUCUGCAACCCGGAUAUUGACAGGAACUACUCGACACUAGAUAGAGAGCGUUCAAUGCUCCCCCUAUACCAACAUUUGUUCAAGAGUGGCUUGAGAAUCUGGAUUUACAGCGGGGAUUCGGAUGUUGUCGUUUCAACGCUUUCAACCAGGAGCUGGAUCAAAGCACUCAAUCUCACUGUUGUUACUCCAUGGUAUGGGUGGAACUACACAAAUCAGGUUGGUGGAUGGACAGAAGUGUACUCAGAAAUGACAUUUGCGACAGUAAGAGGUGCUGGACAUCAGCCUCCAUUUGACAAACCUGGCGAGUCACUUGCCUUGUUCCAACACUUUAUCGAAGGCAAGGCACUGCCAUCGUUUUAGUUGUAAUAAGGGAUCGUUCAAGAAAUAAAACUCAACAAGUACAUGUGAAAUUUA